Molecule: messenger RNA, 376 nt
Organism: Serpula lacrymans var. lacrymans S7.9
Lineage: Eukaryota; Fungi; Basidiomycota; Agaricomycetes; Boletales; Serpulaceae
Exons: 3
Source: RefSeq, a predicted model, not a curated record
AGAGAACAAAUAUUAUGUAUAUGAUCCCUACUAUUGCAUUGCAACUACGACAAUUUAUGUAGCACCUUGAACCCAUAUAACUCUGAAUAUCAUCCUAUUUCUUUUUGCCCAUGUUUUGGCUCAGCAUCUGUUUGGGAUGGAAGAAAAAUUUGAAACUAGUGUUGUUCGUCAUCUGAGAGCUUCACUAUCAACUCUACCGAUUCACACAAAGGCUAAGUGCCAUAUUCAAUCGGAGCGGUUGAGUUUAAAAUCAAGGUGCAAAAGAGCUCAAUAUUCGUGUUAUUGGCACCGAAGGGGGGGUUCAUGCCAAAUGGUCUUACUUUGGUGCAGACCUUAUUUACAACAUAUCGACUUAUCAUAUAUUGAAUUAGGUAAG